Molecule: messenger RNA, 1491 nt
Organism: Scomber japonicus (chub mackerel)
Lineage: Eukaryota; Metazoa; Chordata; Actinopteri; Scombriformes; Scombridae
Gene: cdr2a
Product: cerebellar degeneration-related protein 2a
Exons: 7
Coding region: 97-1482 (461 amino acids)
Source: RefSeq, a predicted model, not a curated record
CCGUGGCGGACGGCAGACAGCAUCAGGCUGCUUUACUAACACCUGUUUGUCAGGUUUGCUGUCAGGUGGAGUCCACUCUCACUCCGCGGCUGCAAAAUGCUGACUGACGUGAUUUUAGAGGAAGAGUUUGAGAAGAAUGGGGAUCCUUGGUACAACCCGCAGGACCUUGAACACGACCUCCAUUUGGCAGCGGAGCUUGGGAAAACACUCCUGGACAGGAAUCAUGAGCUGGAGCAGGCGCUACAGCAGAUGUACUCCACCAACCAGGAUCAGCUGCAGGAGAUAGAGUACCUGACCAAGCAGGUAGACCUGCUACGUCAGAUGAACGACCAGCAUGCCAAGGUGUAUGAGCAGCUAGACACGGUCACCAGGGAUCUGGAGCAAGGCAACCUGAGACUGGUGCAGGACAACCGCCUGGCACAGCAGAAGAUCCACAGUCUAACAGAGACUAUCGAAGGACUUCAAACCUACAUGGAGGACCUACAGACUCAGGUGGAUGAGCUCAGGACUGCGCAACUGGAGCGAAGUAAAAAAGAGCAGGCAGAGCAGCGACGCAGCCUCGGAGCACAGAGCAUGUCCUGCCUCAAAGAGCUGUAUGACUUACAACAUGACAGCAGUCGGCAAGUGGAUGGACUCUGGUCACCUCAGGGCUCUUUCUAUGACCAAGACAGAUGCCAAGACCUGGAGGACGAGCGUGAGGCUCUUCAGCGCUCCAUCCAGACUCUUCAGAAUCAGAUAGCUACGGAGCGCAGCCGCAGGGAGGCUACAGAGCGGGAGUUUGAGUUGUCAGUCAAGGAGAACCAAGGCCUUGAGCAGCAGCUGGACCUGCUGGCAGGCUGCCGGGACAGGCAGAAAGAGCUGGAGGCUGAAGUGGAGCAGCUGCGUAUUCUGUGGCGCGCAGAGUGUGCCAACAGUGCCAGAAGACCAUACCAGCUGCUGUUGCCUGAAACUGUUUUCUUUGCAUCAGAAGAAAAACCCAGUCAGGAGCAGGGUGAGAUGGAAGAGAAGAUAGAGAUGCAGGAGGAGCAGAGAAAGCACAUCCGGCAGAGAUGUAACAGUGACAGCUUUUUGAGGGCAAUGAACACAGACGAGAUUCGCCGUGGUCACGAGCAGAUGUGCAUAAGACGAACAGAGGCAGUGAAACAGAGGGGCAUCUCCCUGCUCAAUGAGGUGGAUGCACAGUACAGCGCACUGCAGGUGAAAUAUGAUGAGCUUCUGCGGCGGUGCCAGCAAACAGACGGGCUCAGCCAUAAAGGCGUCCAGACUUCAAGCACUCCCGUUGCAAACAGCCGGACGCGCCGCCGCCUGUCCAGCUCAGCCACUUUGUCUGAUCUGACAGUGGUUUCGGAAGAUGGUCAGCAGCAGCCAGAGUAUAAAGUUCUCUUCAAGGAGAUCUUCACCUGCAUCCAAAAGACCAAAGACGAUCUCAGUGACAACAGGCGUCCAGUCAGGGACAGUGAUCCUCAGGACUCUGCCCAAUGAUUGUAUUAU